UUGUGACCGACAUCCCGCUCGUUGCCGAGUGCCCAUCAUUGCCUCGAUGCACGCACUUCGCGCCUUCUGCUGCGCAUCGCUUGUAGCCGCUAGCGCCGCCACGUCAUUCUAUCGGCAAGAGCUGCCGAUGCACCGGCGCCUAGCGACGUCGAGCGUCGAGCUGAUCAACCACGGCAGCACGCAGUACUUGGUCAACGUCGCCAUCGAGGGCAAGUCGUACACGGUACAGAUCGACACUGGCUCGGCCGACCUCUGGGUCACCUGUGACUACAUCUCGUCUUCGGCGUGCGUGAGCCCUUGCCCGUCGACGGCCAUCACCAUCACGUACGGCAGCGGCAGCGCGUGCGUCGUGCCACAGAAUGGGUCCGUCGUGAUCGGCAGCGUCGCCGUCUCGAACGGCGUCUACGGCAUUGCCAUGACGAGCAGCCUUCCCACCAACGUGAGCCAAGGCAUCUUGGGGCUGGCGUUCCCCGGCCUCUCGUCGUACCGGUCGCUGGCCAACACGUCGUCGUACGCUGUCUUCCAUCUCGACAGCUUUAGCAUGUACUUGACGCCUCAAGCCGACGCGCCAGGCUCCAAGCUCGUGCUGAACGGUGUCGACGACGCCAUGGUCGCCAAAGACAACCUCGUCGGGUACACGAUCCCGCUCGCGACCGGCGAACAAGACUACUGGAACAUCAACGUCUCGCAGUUCAGCGUGGAAGGCGGCAGUGUUCCGUGGAAUCUCAAACCGUGCAAGAACGGCGGCUGCCUCGCGAUUGUUGACUCGGGCACGUCGUUCUUGGCGAUGCCGAAAGCUGUCUUCCAGCCCUUUGUCGCCACGUACCUUCUGCCCCACAACUGCGUGUUCCGAGGGGAUUACUACACGUGCCCAAGCACGAUUGCGCUCCCACGCCUCGCGUUCGCGUUCGGCGACAGCGCGACGCUGUUUUACCUCAAUCCGUGGGACUACUCGCUCGUCUUCUCGCCGACCGAGAUCAUUGUGCAGCUCCAAGCGACGCCAUCCGGCCGCCUCGUGGACCGCUGGAUCAUUGGCGACACCUUUCUCAAGGUCUACUACACGACAUACAAGGUGUCGGAGAAGGCGGUCGUCUUCUACUGCAAAAGUGGCAACUGCGCCGGUGGCGACAACCUCCUCGACUUUUCAGCGGGCAUGCCGACCUGGGCGCUCAUUCUGAUCAUUGCGGGUGGGUGCCUUGUCGGACUCGGCCUCCUCGGGCUGGUCGCGUGGUGUCACUACUACCGGCGCCGCACCGGCGCGUCGAAGCGACCGUGUCAAUCGGUGUGGGUCGUCGACGACAACUCGUCGUCCGAGGAGACGGGUGCAUCCCACGCCUACGGCGCCGCCACAAGGUAGUCGCAAUGUGUCUGAGCUCAAAAUACACACUAUUUCGCGCGAG
This is a messenger RNA of Saprolegnia parasitica CBS 223.65, 1400 nucleotides long. RefSeq lists its product as hypothetical. Bases 47 to 1357 code for a protein of 436 amino acids. The transcript is spliced from 4 exons. Lineage: Eukaryota; Oomycota; Saprolegniomycetes; Saprolegniales; Saprolegniaceae. Gene Ontology annotation, biological process: proteolysis. The record is from RefSeq and is a predicted model, not a curated record. Gene Ontology annotation, molecular function: aspartic-type endopeptidase activity.